AUGAUCAUCGACGCAACUGCAAGACAUGGAAUACGAGGAACCAUCAGAUCUCUGCUCUCGCCACAGAGCACGUCGAGCGAUUGCAACGAAAGAUCUACUCCGCAAUACGUAUGUGCACGCAAGAGAUACGAAAGCGGAAGGAGGGGACGAAUAUGUGUUUAUCGGAUCGGCGAUGAACGUACAGACCGUGGCGGACGCAGAGUCAGGCUAUACACCAAUGUAGAAGGUGCCAAUCUCGACGAAGACGAGCGACAAAGUUUCAUCGGCAUUGAGCAUACUGGUAACUACAACAUGAGCAGCAUCACAAGGCACAAAAAGGGCCGAACCCCGCCAACGCCAGAUAGAGGGAUAAAAAGCAAAAUAGAGUUACAGAAGCUAGAUGUCAAACCUUGCGAUCUAAGCGACGACGGUUCUGACAGGCGUUCCAAGAGCGACGGUACGGCUUCGUCUCAAGCUAAGGGAUUAAGCUCAAGCUCGAACAAAGAGUCCAUCGUACUUCGACCUGUUGACAAACGAAGGCGUUCACGUCGGAAGCCACAAAAUGAUCCGCAUGAAGGAGUGGGCGUGGUGGAUCGUUGUCGGUCUCCAAAUCAGACCCUUAGACGGCAUAAGGCUAGUCGAUUCGGGGAUCGGUUAUCACGAGAAGGGCCCGUAGAUGAUGAACUAGGAGCCUAUUGCUCAGGCGCGCUUCCAAUUCCACAACAUCAACUGCAUCGACUGAGCCUGGAAGCAGCGCCAACUGAACCUCCGAGAAGAACUCCUAAAACCACUAUCGGCAGUACCAUCAAACUCAUCAAUGACUUGAGAAGUGACACAUCAGGGGCUACCAAACAUCGUCAAAUCAGUGGGAAGCAGACUGGUUCUGUCGUCUCAGAAGCGCCUGGGAGCCCGUUCAGGCAACCAGGGUUGACUCCACAGGAGUCAUCGGACCUGAUCUUCGGCACAAGCUUCGAGAUGGCAUCGCGGAGGAAGCUACGAGCGGGUAGCAUGGACGAUUGCAUUGCGCCAGACGUGCAUGAGUUCGCAUCACACCUUGUACGCGAUCAUCCGCUGGACGAGGCCGAACAGAAGAAGGAAGCACGUAGCUCAUCUCACAAGUCAAACACUUUGAAUCUCAAACAUCUCCCUUCCGGCGUCAGCGGAGCGCAGAAGCCGCAAUAUGUUGCAAAGAUUGCCUUGGAACAGGUUUCUAUUGAUAUGCUCGGAAUAGCCCAUGCUCAGACCAGUGCGCCAUCCUAUCGCUCCAUAACAACGACCACACCUGGUACCCCCCCUUACACACCAGACAAGGGCGAAUUGGACCAGAAGUAG
Messenger RNA from Alternaria arborescens, 1311 nucleotides. RefSeq lists its product as hypothetical. The record is from RefSeq and is a predicted model, not a curated record. The transcript has a single exon. The coding region runs from base 1 to 1311 and encodes 436 amino acids. Lineage: Eukaryota; Fungi; Ascomycota; Dothideomycetes; Pleosporales; Pleosporaceae.